Messenger RNA from Diatraea saccharalis (sugarcane borer), 621 nucleotides. Lineage: Eukaryota; Metazoa; Arthropoda; Insecta; Lepidoptera; Crambidae. The record is from the annotation of a GenBank genome assembly.
AUGUCUCCUAACUCAAAUAUACUUGAUGCACCAUGUUAUGACAAAGACAAUAUUCUGGAAUAUAAGAAACUUGUUCCCAAAAUUGGCUGGAAUUGCAAAUACUGCAUUAAUGAUCCUAUUGGUGGAAAAGAUAUAGAAGAGACUCAACCUUUACUUGUUCUAGAAGAUAUUUUAGAAGAUAUAGCGAAACUCAAACUAAAACUCAAUAACUUGUUGAACGACGUGGACCAAGUGAAAACAGAUCUUAUCGAUUUAAAAGCAACCACAACGAGUACACACACGUAUAUGAAAGGUGUGAACGCAAAAGUCAAGAAUCUCGAGGAUCGGAUAGUAAAAUUGGAUAAGACCUCGUGUAAUUUUUAUGCUAUAAGACAAACCAUUGUCGAAUUUGAGAAUGAUACUUAUGAAAAAGAGAAUUGUUGCUCUGCAGAUUACAAUAAAGUUAAUACUAGUCAGAAGCAAACAUUUGUAUAUCCGAAUGCCAUAAACAAGGCUGUUUUGCCUAAAGAUCAAAACAGUUUUGUUGCCAAAGUUCAUUCAAGGUUGAGGAAUGCUCCCAAAUUAUUACUUUCUUCAUUUUCAACCGAUUCAAAUAAGAAAAAUAUGAUUAGUUCACUGUAA